CCGAAAACCCAUAUAUACGUACAAUAACAUUUUUAAGUCCAAGAGGCACAACAAUAUGGAAGAGACUUUAGUACUGUACACAUGCCUAUUUCUCAUCAUCACUCUAGUAGCUUUCAAAUUGUUUCUCCAAACCAAAAAACCACACAAAAACCUGCCACCAAGCCCACCUUCUCUUCCCAUCAUCGGCCAUCUCCAUCUCUUGAAAAUCCCUAUCCACCGAACCUUCCAUCGUCUGUCCCAAAAAUACGGCGCCGUUUUCUCCCUCCGGUUCGGGUCCCGGCAUCUCGUCGUCGUGUCAUCUCCCUCCGCCGUCGAGGAAUGCUUCACCAAAAACGACAUCGUCCUCGCCAACCGCCCCCGCCUCCUCAUGGGAAAGCACCUCGGCUACAACUACACCACCGUCGCCGUAUCCCCCUACGGCGACCACUGGCGCAACCUCCGCCGCAUCGGGGCCCUCGAGAUCUUCUCCUCGGGGCGCCUCAACGCCUUCUCGGGCAUCCGGAGGGACGAGAUCAAGCGGCUGCUUCGGAGACUCACUCGCAACUCGCUCCAACACUUCGCCAGAGUUGACCUAGUUUUCUCCGGGCUGACGUUCAACAUCAUAUUGAGGAUGUUGACAGGGAAAAGGUACUACGGCGACGAGGUUUCCGACGAGGAAGAGGCUCGGCUUUUUAGGGACAUCGUGAAGAAGGCUAGCGCCUACGGUGGGGCGGCGAAUCCCGGGGAUUUCUUGCCGAUUUUGAAUUGGUUUGGAAGUAACAGUUAUGAGAAGAGGGUGAGAAGGCUCGCUAAGAAGACCGAUGCUUUCUUGCAAGGUUUGAUCGACCAGAAUCGGAGGAUGAAAGAGAGACCAAAUAGUAUUUUGAGCCAUUUACUUUCACUGCAGGAGUCACAGCCCGAGUACUACACUGACCAAAUUAUCAAAGGGUUUAUACUAGUCUUAUUACUAGCGGGGACUGAAACAUCUUCGGUGACACUAGAAUGGGCAAUGUCUAAUCUCCUCAACCAUCCUCACGUCCUCAAAAAAGUCAAAGCUGAGCUGGACACUCAAGUUGGUCAACAGAACUUGGUGGAAGAACCAGAUCUUUCCAAACUACAAUACUUGCAAAACACAAUCUCGGAGACUCUUAGGUUGUACCCAGCGACGCCAUUACUAGUGCCACACUACUCGUCUGAUGACUGUACCAUCGCAGGAUACAACGUGCCACGUGACACGAUCUUGUUGGUUAAUGCGUGGGCCAUACAUAGAGACCCUAAGUUGUGGGAUGAUGCGGAGAGUUUUAAGCCAGAGAGGUUUGAAACUCAUCAUGAAGGCGAUCAGAUCAACAAGCUACUGCCAUUUGGGCUAGGAAGGAGGGCUUGUCCUGGGGCGGGCCUGGCCCAACGUGUUGUGGGCUUGACUCUGGCGUCGCUGAUCCAGUGCUUUGAUUGGGGAAGAGUCAACGACGAAAAAGUUGACAUGGCUGAAGGUAGAGGACUCACCAUGCCAAAAGCUGUGCCACUUGAAGCCAUGUGUAAAGCACGCCCCAUAAUGAAUACAGUUCUCUCGGACUUUCUAGAUGCUAUUUAGUGUUUUACUAGAAAUAUGUUAUAGGUAAUUAGUUUUCUCCACUUAUGUUUUACAUAGUUGUACAAACAGGAUAUGUCACUAAGAAAAAAAAAUGUAUUGUGUUAUUCACCGCAUGCAUAUGUGCUCUUCUCGUCGUUGUUUUUAUUAUUUUUUUGUAUUUUUCUUGUAUUUCUGCAAUAAUUUUAAUUUUAGCAUAUAAAAGUCCAUAUGACAGUUUUAUUCUAA
This is a messenger RNA of Morus notabilis, 1795 nucleotides long. Its product is annotated as cytochrome P450 81E8. Lineage: Eukaryota; Viridiplantae; Streptophyta; Magnoliopsida; Rosales; Moraceae. The record is from RefSeq and is a predicted model, not a curated record. Bases 56 to 1570 code for a protein of 504 amino acids. Gene Ontology annotation, molecular function: heme binding; iron ion binding; oxidoreductase activity, acting on paired donors, with incorporation or reduction of molecular oxygen. The transcript has 2 exons.